Molecule: messenger RNA, 1100 nt
Organism: Mercenaria mercenaria
Lineage: Eukaryota; Metazoa; Mollusca; Bivalvia; Venerida; Veneridae
Product: putative claudin-24
Exons: 4
Coding region: 145-639 (164 amino acids)
Cellular component (GO): plasma membrane
Source: RefSeq, a predicted model, not a curated record
UUACUAAUCAACCGUAGGCCCAGCUAGAAAUUAUGCAUUACAGCAUUUACCUGUCUUAUAAUUUGUGUUACACAAUAAACUUCCUGUUUACGUGUAGUUGAAUUAGGUUUUAGAAAGUCACGGGACAUUUCGCAGAAUUCCAACAUGAGUAUUAUCUCCACUGUGGCUGUGGCUGUGAGUAUGUAUACAUGGGUGCUGUGUUUGAUCAGCACCGUGUUGCCAUACUGGACUUACCAGAACCUGGGGCACACAAUUAUACAUGCAGGUCUAUGGCGCACUUGUACAGUGCAUGAUGGUACUUCAGACUGCAAGAAACCCUCUGAAGGUUGGAUUCAUGCGGUCCAAGCCUUGAUGAUAAUUAGCACGCUGGUAUUAUUUCUGUCCAUGGUAUGCGGAUGCCUGAAACUGAAAGAUGAAUCAAGACGCAAGGUUGCUAUUGUAGCCACGUUAUCUGCAGUGUUUGGUGGAUGUUUGGUUGCAGCAGCUGUUAUCGUAUUUGGAGAGAAAGACAAACACAACAGUUCUAAAUUUAGCGCUGGCUUCUGUCUGCCCAUCAUAACGGCAGUGACGGCAUUUAUAGCUGCUGUUCUGUUCGCUUUUUCAAGAAGGAACUCCGGAUACACUCCUCUCGCUCCAUAGCCUUAGAUGAAAGAAAACGCUACUGAAGCUUUAUUGAACAUUCUUGAUAGUACAAAAAAAUCAUAGUGCGUUUUUUUUUAUAAAUCUGUACAUUAUUAAAAGUCAAUAGCAAGACUUGUAGACUAGAAGCUAAAAUACAUAAAGCACAUCCAUUACUUCCGCUGCUCAAACAGGCUUCUACAAGACGCCAUUUGUAUUCGUUAAUUCUAUAUGUUUUUCUUAGCCAACAACUUUCACUAUAUGCCUGUCAAUAACCUCUUUUAGGUCACUAAUGGAAUGCUGUGAUAAUAGUUGUCUAGUUGCGUUAUGAAAUAAAAACAUUAGUUGCAUGGUGAUUUGUUAAUUGCGUUCACAUAAUUAGUGAGAAAGACAAAAUGCGAAUGUUGUAACUGUAUUUCCAUUUUAUACUUUUUUUGUGUCAUUUUCGUGUGGUUUGAUAAUAAACAAUAUACCAUAUAAAA